Messenger RNA from Coccinella septempunctata (seven-spotted ladybird), 1764 nucleotides. RefSeq names its product serine/threonine-protein kinase VRK1 (gene ball). Gene Ontology annotation, molecular function: protein serine/threonine kinase activity; ATP binding. The record is from RefSeq and is a predicted model, not a curated record. Gene Ontology annotation, biological process: signal transduction; peptidyl-serine phosphorylation. NCBI's taxonomy places the organism in Eukaryota, Metazoa, Arthropoda, Insecta, Coleoptera, Coccinellidae. The coding region runs from base 156 to 1583 and encodes 475 amino acids. Gene Ontology annotation, cellular component: cytoplasm; nucleus. The transcript has 6 exons.
CGCGGGUCUUUUAUUUUUUGUCAGAUAAAUAACCUGAAUUAAAAUAAACGUUCAAGAAAAUUUUACUGGAAAUUUCAUUGAGUAGCUUGAAUUAAUGGAAAAUUGAUAGAAUAAUACUAGUUUUACCUUUUUUUUUAUUGCUUACUUCAAAUAAUAUGGCUAAACAAGUUCCUAAAAAAAAGGGAGCUAAUGGAUAUAAACUACCUGAUCCUAUUCCUAAAGGAGAAAUUUUAGUAGAUAUUGCAAAGAAGAAAUGGAAAAUCGGAGCCUCCAUUGGACAAGGAGGUUUUGGGGAGAUUUAUUCAGCACAAGAAGCAGAUUCUAAAAGUGCGAGUUUUCCUUUCGUAGUAAAAAUUGAACCACAUGAAAAUGGCCCGCUGUUCGUAGAAAUCAACUUUUAUAUUAGAAAUGCUAAGCCGCAAGAAGUUGAAGAAUUCAAAAAUAAAAAGAAACUCAAAAUACUAGGAAUGCCAACUUAUCUUGGAUCAGGAUCUCACGAGCAUAAUAAUCAGAAAUAUAGGUUUUUGGUAAUGCAUAAAUUUGGUGAAGAUAUAUGGAAAUUAUUCCUGAAAAACAAACGAACUUUCCCCAACACAACAGUAUUUAAAAUAGCAGUUCAGAUAUUAGACGUUUUAGAAUACAUACACGAACAUGGCUAUAUACAUGGGGACAUCAAAGGAGCAAAUAUCUUGUUAGGCUUAUCUAAAGAUUCUCAGAACCAAAUUUAUUUAGUAGAUUUUGGACUUGCUACAAAAUAUCAAACAGGGGUUGAAUUUAAACCAAAUCCUAAAAAGGCUCAUGAUGGGACCAUAGAAUAUUUGAGUAGAGAUGCACAUCAAGGAGUUCCCACUAGAAGAGGAGAUUUCGAAAUAUUGGCAUAUAAUUUGAUCCAAUGGUUAGGCUGUACUUUACCUUGGGAACGGGAUUUGUCAAAUCCCGUUAAAGUACAAGAAAAAAAGGAAGAGUAUAUGGGUGACGUUGAAAAAUUGUUGAAGAGCUGUUUCGGACCUAGAAAUGUACCAACAUGUUUAGCUGAGUUUUUGAAAUAUAUAAACAACUUAUCGUUCGACCAAAAACCAGACUAUGAAAAAAUAAGGAAAUUAUUCAUCAAGGAGAUAGAGAAGAAUGGGGACAAGUUGGGAACACCUUUGGUUUUCAGUAUUAGGCAAACGUCACCGAAACGGAAGAGUGAUCACAGCGAAAACAUCAAGAGAAAAUACAAAAAAGCUAAAGAAGAUGAUGAAAAAUCAGACAACGAAGAUGAUGAUGGAAAAAUUGAAAAGAAAAAAGUUGCAGCAGUAACUUCAAAAGUCAGAAAAGCAAAACCAAAAAAGACUGAAGAAACUGUUGCCGGAGAUGAUUUUGAUGGUUACACCCCGGAAAUGAGGGCGAUAGCCAUGAAAAAAUUGGAGAAUGGAGUCAAGACUGUAUCAACUAGGAAGAAAGUAACGAAGGAGAAUUCUGAUAAUAAAACUAGUCCUAGAAAAAAUACCCCUGUAGAUGUGCAGAACGGAGUUACUGGAAGAAGUAGGAGAAAUCUAAAAGUAAUAAAUUACAAUGAAGCGGCGUUAUCUCCAAAGUGAAGUUAUUGUGGAUUGUGCAGAAUUUAGCCAUUUUCCAUGUUACUGAACUUCGUUAUUUUUACCUUGUCUGUUUUUAUUGUGUAAUUUUCAAUUACUUAUAAUUUUCUUUUAUUUAUUCCUGUUUUAAGGAUCGAAUUUUCACUAUGUAGUAUUUUUUUCAAAUAAAAGUUAUGAAUUUUUA